UUGAAAGAUGUUGAAGAAUCCGCCAUGAUGCUACCAUGUGAAAAACCAGUAUAAGGGCACUGACAACUGCCAACGAAAACUUAUGAUGUAUGGUGCGAUGAAAGGGAUUCAUUCCAGUAAAAGUUAUAAAACGUUCACAGUCCAGUCCAUACGUUGUACGCUGAUUACUCUAACUUUACUGAUGCAAUUGCAAGGAACAGAAUGCCAAAAUCCUUCCUUUAAUAACUCUUGGUACAUAUUUUCAGAGAGGGGAAAAACAUGGGACGUAAAUCAACGCACCUGCCGAAACCAAGGUGGAGACCUGGUUUCCAUCGAAACUAGAGGAGAAUGGAUGUUUAUCAAUAAAGAGAUUCGAAAGCGCUUUUCUUUCUUUUCUUCUAAGUUCUAUCAUAUUGGUUUGGAAAGAAAGGCUGACAUGUGGACUUGGUUGAGUGGAAGACCGCUGACUAUUUGCCACUGGGAAAAAAACCCGCCAACACCUAAGAGAGAUGUGGCUGUUAUACUCAAGGUGUCUACAAGCGACAAACAGUGCAUAAUCAAUUUCUUCCGUAGAAAUAGGUGGGCGGCUUAUAUCUGUGAGAUCUCCAACGUUACAGGACAAAACUCUUCGCAGACCUACUAUCAAGAAUACGUUGAAGUACCUUGCACGCUGGAAUAUGGCAAUAAGAGUUGGGUGCAAAAUUGCAACUUUACCAGUUAUAGCUGCAAAAUGAACUGUACCGUAACCAGUUGUGAGCACGUGCCAAAUAAUAUCUCCUUCGAGGUUUGCGGGCAAGAUUGUAGUCACACGAACUCAUUGGUAGACCAAUGUUCUGAGCAAAUACAUGACGGAGGUUAUCAUACUUGCUACGCCGCGGGAUAUAAUCUGACAAUCGGCAAGAAGGAAUUUGCAUCUGAGAAGGCUUACUAUUGUGAGGGUGGUCAAUGUAAUUUAAAAUGCAAUGGAAUAAGGUGCACUCAAAUAUGCAAAGAAGGAGAAGACGAUUUAUUGAUAUCAACGGGUACAUCAUCAUCUUCGACGUCACCUGUAGCAGUCUCUGCAUCAACGGAAUCAGCAUGGACUCAACCGUCGCCGCAGCCUUCGUUGUCUUCUUCACCUUCACCUGCAAAUGAAUAUGUCUCUAAAUUUGACAGAAUAGAGAUCAUCAGAAGCAGUUCCUUGCAGCUUACGGCCGAGGACGAGACUAUUCUGCAAAUUAUCACCAAAGUGGGAUUAAGCUUUUCUAUCACCGGAAUACUUUUGACAAUUAUUGUGUAUUCCUUCAUCACAGAUGUUCGUCAGCCUCUUUCUCAAAUACGAUUGAGUUUUUCUGUGUCACUCGGAGCUGGUCAAAUAAUCUUUCUCGCCGGUAUAAAGGCCACAGAAAAUAGGGCUUCCUGUGUUACAGCAGCAGUUCUCUCACAGUAUUUCCUGAUGGCCGCUUUCUGUUGGAUGAUGGUCGAGGGAGUUUAUCUUUAUCUGUUUGCUAUGAAAGUUUAUAACAUUAGCGACAAGAUGCACACGUAUCACAUCAUCUCAUGGGGUUUUCCGGUCGUCAUGGUAGGCAUUUCAUUGAGCGUUGCGGCUGGAAAAGAUGGAAUUCAAAGUUAUACCAGUGACAAAUAUUGUUGGCUGUCCUCAACUAACAACCUGAUCUGGAUAUUCGUCGCAUUUGUGGCGCUCAUUGAAGUUUUCAACAUAUUGAUAAUCAUCCGGGUCCAUAAAGAGAUGAGCACACUGAUGCAGCCAAUGGUGGAAGACAAGCGUUUCCAGCAGAUACGACUUGGCAUGAAAACAUGCGUGGUGAUGGUGCCACUGCUGGGUGUCACGUGGUUAUUUGGUCUUUUGUUACCAUUACACAAAGCUUUCGCCUACAUUUUCACCCUCUUAAACUCCACUCAGGGUUUCAUGAUUUUCGCCCUUCACUGUAUGCGAAACAGCCAGAUUAGAGAGCGAUUCAAGAGGAGGAUGAACACCAUUUCUCCAUAUGCAGUCGAUGGAAACUUUACAAAGAAGGGCUCACAUGUUAAUCUAGGUGAUGCCGGAAAUGUGUGGACAGUUGAAUUGCAGUCUUUUAAUAACUGAAGAAUAGCACCUAACUUGAGUAUAGCAACUCAACCGACUUUUAGCUGUAGCCAAUCACAUAGUGUGAUCGUCAAGGCGAAGGUAUAUCUUCAAUUUAGCUUGUUCAGGAUCGAAAUGACAGCAAAGUCAGGCCUUCUGUGUCCACUAGUAAGUCAGUAUAACAAUGUUUUGCUCAAAGUCUAGCAUUUUUUGAAUGGGAGAUAUUCUCUUCUAAAAGAUAGCUAGAAAAGCUUGAAGCCAACACUGUGGCCCAUGUGUGAAUAGUGUUGAUGCGACUAACACUAAUACCCCAUCCACACCAGCAAAACAUGUUUUAGCUACACCAGAUUUAACUGAACAAAAAUACGAAUCUGAGAACUGAAAAUCUGAAUUUUAUAAAGGAUUCAAGUAGUCAAUAACUUGUAUUUUCAAUGUGUUAAAUUUGAAGCCGACGAACAUCUUUUUAAGCAGCUUAAACUGUUUUUAACAAAAUAGCCUUAAAACAUGCUUACCUAAGCGUUGGGUGAAUGUGGUGUAAGAUAAU
This is a messenger RNA of Pocillopora verrucosa, 2588 nucleotides long. RefSeq lists its product as uncharacterized. Gene Ontology annotation, biological process: cell surface receptor signaling pathway; adenylate cyclase-activating G protein-coupled receptor signaling pathway. Gene Ontology annotation, molecular function: G protein-coupled receptor activity. Gene Ontology annotation, cellular component: plasma membrane. The record is from RefSeq and is a predicted model, not a curated record. Lineage: Eukaryota; Metazoa; Cnidaria; Anthozoa; Scleractinia; Pocilloporidae.